CAAGAGAAGCAGUAACAGCAGCGGCGGCAGCAGCGGCAGCGGCAGCGGCAGCGGCAGCAGCGAGGCAGCUCCUCAAUAGGUCAGUCUAGGCAUACCUGGAUACGAUGGGUCCUCCGAUGAAGCUCUUCAAGCACCAGAACUACAAGGCCUUGAAGCAGGCGUGCCUGCGGGAUGGCAGACUCUUCUGUGACUCCACCUUUCUGCCUGAGGAUGACUCUCUUUUCUUCAAUCGACUGCUUCCUGGGAAGGUGGUGUGGAAACGUCCCCAGGACAUCUGCGAUGAUCCCCGUCUGAUUGUGGGUAACAUCAGCAACCAUCAGCUGACCCAAGGAAGACUGGGGCACAAGCCAAUGAUCUCUGCAUUUUCCUGUUUGGCCGUUCAGGAGAUGCACUGGACAAAGACAAUCCCCAAUGCGAAGGAUCAAGAAUGGGACCCUCGAAAACCAAAUAAAUAUGCUGGAAUAUUUCGCUUCCGUUUCUGGCAUUUUGGAGAAUGGACCGAGGUGGUGAUUGAUGAUCUGCUGCCCACCAUCAAUGGAGAUCUUGUCUUCUCUUUCUCCACCUCCAUGAAUGAGUUUUGGAACGCUCUCCUGGAAAAGGCUUAUGCAAAGCUGCUGGGCUGCUAUGAGGCCAUAGACAGCUUGACCACCACUGAUAUCAUUGCGGACUUCACCGGCACGUUGGCUGAAACUGUUGACAUGUAUAAGGGACGAUACACUCAGCUUGUGGAGGAGAAGUACAAGCUGUUCAAAGAAUUGUACAAGACAUUUACCAAAGGAGGGCUUAUUUGCUGCACCAUUGAGGCUCCCACUCAGGAGGAACAGGAAGUGGAAACUGACUGGGGUCUGUUGAAGGGCCAUACCUACAUCAUGACUGAUAUUCGGAAGCUCCGUCUGGGAGACAGACUGUUGGAGGUCUUCAGUACUGAGAAGCUGUACAUGAUUCGCCUGAGGAAUCCUUUGGGAAGACAGGAGUGGAGUGGCCCUUGGAGUGAAAUUUCUGAAGAAUGGCAGCAGCUGACUUCUACGGAUCGCAAGACCCUGGGACUUAUCAUGUCUGAUGAUGGAGAAUUCUGGAUAAGCCUGGAGGACUUUUGCCGCAACUUUCAUGAGCUGAAUGUCUGCCGCAAUGUGAGCAACCCGACUUUUGGCCGAAAGCAGCUAGAAUCCGUGGUGGGAUGCUGGACCGUGGAUGAUGAACCCCUGAUGAACCGCUCUGGGGGAUGCUACAACAACCGGGAUACCUUCCUGCAGAAUCCCCAGUACAUCUUCACCGUGCCUGAGGACGGGCCCAAGGUCAUCAUGUCUCUGCAGCAAAAGGACCUGCGCGCUUACCGCCGAAUGGGAAGACCUGACAAUUACAUCAUCGGCUUUGAGCUCUUCAAGGUGGAGGUGAACCGCAAAUUCCGUCUCCACAACCACUACAUCCAGGAGCGUGCUGGGACGUCCACCUAUAUUGACACCCGCACCGUGUUUCUGAGCAAGUACCUGAAGAAGGGCAACUAUGUGCUUGUCCCCACCAUGUUCCAGCAUGGCCGCACCAGCGAGUUUCUCCUGAGAAUCUACUCGGAAGUGCCUGUGAAGCUCAGGGAACUGACUAUGGACAUGCCCAAGAUGUCCUGCUGGAACCUGGCUCGUGGUUACCCGAAGGUGAUCACUCAAAUCACUGUGCAGAGUGCUGAGUGUCUGGAGAAGAAGUAUGCCAACGAAACUGUCAACCCCUAUGUGAUCAUCAAGUGUGGGAAGGAGGAAGUCCGUUCCCCUGUCCAAAAGAAUACUGUCCAUCCCAUUUUUGACACCCAGGCCAUUUUCUACAGGCGUACCACUGACAUCCCUAUCAUCAUCCAGGUGUGGAACAAACGAAGAUUCUUUGAUCAGUUCUUGGGCCAGGUGACUCUGGAUGCUGACCCCGAUGACUCCCGUGAUAUGAAGUCUCUGUACCUGCGUGAGAAAGGGGGGCCAAAUGCCAAAGUCAAGCAAGGCCACAUCACCUUCAAAGUGAUUUCUAGCGAAGAUCUCACCUCAAUCUAAAUUCACCAUCCUAGAGAAUCCCGACUGGGCCCUGAGUUCCUGACAGGGACCAAGUCGUAUCUCAGAUUUACAAUCUAUAGAAUGAAAGAAAUUCACAAAUAUUAACCUUAUCUCUCUUAUGAUUAGCCCUCCCACCAAACCCCCAAACCCCCAUACCUCCUGAUCCCAGUAGCAUCAGUAGCUACAUAACCUAUAUACCUCCAGCAGCUGGUCAGGGGGGAGGUGACAGUUCUAUCUGGAGAUCAAAACACCAAGCAAAAGAUCCCUGGCACUUCCAGGGGUCAGAUUCUAGCAGGACAAUAACAAGGGCUUGGGCACCCUGUAGAUGUUUUUGCUGCAUCCACAUGACCAUUGUAUUAUCCUGUAGGGCAUGAUGAGGAAGGAGGAGUGAUCAAGGCCAAGCAGGUCUAGCCUGACAUCUCAGCUCCUGAUUGAACACCUCAGACUUCCCAGCAGCCUGCCUACGAGUAGCCAGAGCCUGCUUCUAAGUACCCAACCCUUGCCACUACACAAUCUUGACCACCACCAGUAUCACCACCUUCAGAAAGUGUAGUCCUGUUUUAACCCAAGUCACCCCCACCCCACAAUAGGUUGUACCUUCAUGUUGAGGAAGCUUCUUAGGUGCUUAGUCAAGAGCUGAAGUUCGAUGAAAGAUUCGAGUUUGCAGCCAGUAUGCUUGGGCCUUAGCUCAAGUUCAUUGGAAGCCAGCUGUGUGCCAUAAGAAGGGGGGAAAAUGAAAGAAACUACAGUGAGAGACAAAGCCUCGGUCUCCCUCUCACCCACCCACACACACCUACACUCAAGCGUGCGCACAGGGGCGUGCAUGAACUACCAUUCAGCUAGUCAGUAGGCAACAGGAAGGAAGAGGGAGUGUCAUAUGCUGAAGGCAUGAGAGAAUCCAUCUGGAGAGGGAGAGCAUGGCCCCUGACUGCAAUGUGAAACCUCCUGCUGCUGCUGCUAGGUUUACAAACGAGCCUGUUGCCGUGUGCCACCGAAGAGCAUUGGUACUGAAGGCCCAGUUGGGGGCUUGAGACUUUGUGUCCCAGCCCAGGCCCCUCAGGUUUUUCCCUCUGCUGGGAAGUUUCACUUCCCAGGGGCGGGGGGGGGGUUGUUUGCCCUCUUGUUUUUCAGAAUUUUGUUCUAUAGAGUCAGUGAAGCUGAAAUGUUCUUCCCUCAGUCCUUCAUCUGUCAGCAUUCUACCCCUCCUAGGCCCAGCACGAAUGCCACCUCCUCCAUGAAGCUGUUACUAAUCAAACCCCAAUCCCCGGUUUUUCAACCAACAUUUUAUUCAACGCUUCAGCCAUGAUAACAAAAAAAAAAGUAGUUAUAGCAUUUAGUCUAGCUUGCUGUGCAUUCACUUUAAAAAAUGAAUUCUAGUUUGUUAAGCUCACUCAUUUCUUGCUAUGCUUUUUAAAAACUCUGUAACUACUAUGAAGAUUCACACUGCCUUACAUAAUUUCAAUAAAGUUCAAAUACAACCAA
Messenger RNA from Echinops telfairi (small Madagascar hedgehog), 3512 nucleotides. It is a transcript of the gene CAPN6, whose product is annotated as calpain 6. The coding region runs from base 105 to 2030 and encodes 641 amino acids. The transcript has 13 exons. Lineage: Eukaryota; Metazoa; Chordata; Mammalia; Afrosoricida; Tenrecidae. Gene Ontology annotation, biological process: proteolysis. Gene Ontology annotation, molecular function: calcium-dependent cysteine-type endopeptidase activity. Gene Ontology annotation, cellular component: cytoplasm. The record is from RefSeq and is a predicted model, not a curated record.